AUGGGGGACGGCGUGUCCGAGAAGGACUCGCUCCGGCGGGGCCGGUCGCGGAGCCAGUCCUUCGAGGGCAAGUCGCGGUCGCGGUCCGCGAGCGUGGAAAAGGACUUCGACCCCCUGAAGACGGAGCUCACGCGCGACGAGUUCGUCGCCUACGUCGAGAACCCGCGGAAGCAGCCCGCGCGGGGCAUCUCCUACACGGAGGCCCUCGCGGCGCCGCCCGAGGUCGCGACGCCCGUCCGCGAGGCGCUCGACAAGGCGCGGCACAAGCACCGCUUCGACGACCCGAAGAAGCGCGUCUUCUCCCAGGCUUCCGCCCAGAAGCUCAACGAGCUCGCGAACAUCGACGACGCCCUCGAGUUCGACUUCACGAACCAGGCCGAGCUCCACAACAUCGACAAGGCUAAACUCGCGCACGAGCUCCGGUCCGACCUCGAGAGGGGCCUGCCCGCGGAGCUCGCGGCGGAGAAGCUGGCCGAGGACGGCCCCAACGAGCUCGAGAAGCCGCCGCGCGUGACCUUUUUCGUCCUCUUCCUCAUCCAGCUGAGCCAGAUCAUCACGCUCCUCCUCAUCGCCGCGUGCGUCGCGUCGGCCUGCGUCAACGCGACGGACGCCGCGAGGCGCGGCUCCGCGCUGUCCUACGUCGACUCCAUCGCCAUCUUCAUCAUCGUCUUCCUCAACGCCUACAUCGCCGCGGCGUCGGAGAACGCGGCGAACGGCGCCCUCGAGGCGCUCGACGCGCUGUCGUCGCCCGUGUCCGUCGCCGUGCGCGACGGCGAGGAGGUCGAGCUCGACUCGACGCAACUGGUCGUCGGCGACGUCAUCCUCCUCGCCACGGGCGACGUCGUGCCCGCGGACUGCCGCGUCGUCCGGGCCGCGGACCUCAAGGUCAACGAGAUGCUGCUCACGGGCGAGUCCGAGGACGUGUCGAAGACCGACAAGGUCAAGCCGAAGAAGCCCGGCGCGGCCGCGAAGCUCACGGAGGACACGAUGAUCUUCUCGUCGUGCACGGUCAAGGCGGGCAACUGCCGCGCCCUCGUCGUCCACACGGGCAUGCGCACGCGCGUCGGCCAGAUCGCGGCGUUGCUCACGGACGACGCGGGCGCCAAGGGCGCGGGCUGCCUCCCGGACACCAAGGGCAACAUGACGCCGCUCCAGGUCCAGCUCGAGAAGCUCGCCGUGAAGAUCGGCGUCCUCGCCAUCGCCUGCUGCGUCAUCGUCUUCGUCGUCGGCGCGGCGAUGGAGGUGCCGGACCCCGAGGGCAACGUGCCGUCGUGGCUCUACAUGAUCCUCAUCGCCGUGACGCUGACCGUCGCGGCCAUCCCCGAGGGCCUGCCCCUCACCGUGACCAUCUCGUUGUCGACGGGCUGCAGCGACAUGGUCAAGGAGAACGUGCUCGUGCGGAAGAUCGCGGCCGUCGAGACGCUCGGCUCCGCGUCCGUCAUCUGCACGGACAAGACGGGCACGCUGACCGAGGGCAAGAUGCGCUGCGUCAAGGCCCUGUUCGGCGGCGAGGACUACGUCGUCUCCGGCCGGGGCUUCGACCCGACCGUCGGCUCCGUCGGCGUCGCCGGCGCCGUGCCGGGGCCGGACCUCGCGUUCGCCGAGGGCGACGACGCCCGGGCGCACGCGAACGUGCGCGCCGCCCUCGCGUCGGCCGUGCUCUGCUGCUCGACGACGCUGAACCGCGUCGAGGACGAGAGCGGCGCGAUGGUCUGGACGCCCAAGGGCAACUCGUCCGAGGCGCCGAUCGUCGUCGCCGCGGCCAAGUGCGGCCUCUGGGCCGCGGACCUCGAGCCCCUCUUCCCGCGCGCGACGGAGAUCCCCUUCUCCUCGAGCCGCAAGAUGAUGGCCGUGGUGACGGCCGGCGGCGCGCUCGACGGCGCGCCCAAGGCCGUCGGUCUGGCGUCGCCGUACGUCGCGCACGUCAAGGGCGCGCCGAACUACGUCCUCGAGUCCUGCGCCAAGACGUUGCGCCCCGACGGCUCCGUGGGGGCCCUCGACGCGGCGACGCGCGCCAAGAUCGACGCCACCGUCGACGCGCUGAGCUCCGAGGCGCUCCGGGUCCUCGCGAUCGCGUGCGCGCCCCUGCGGUCCCUGCCCUACGACGACGAGGCGGACGUCGAGGACAAGCUCAGCGCCAUCCUCGGCGGGGGCCUCACGUUCCUCGGCCUCGUCGCGUCCAUCGACCCCGAGCGCCAGGGCGUCAAGGCCGCGAUCGCGACGGCGAACUCCGCGACGGUCCGCACGGUGAUGAUCACGGGCGACUACCUCAAGACGGCCCAGGCCAUCGCGCGGAACAUCGGCAUCCUCGCGGCCGACGGGUCCCAGGACGGCGACGCCGUCGACUGCGGCAGCCUGCGGCCCGGCGGCGGCGACGACUACCUCGACGAGCCGGCCAUGGACGCGCUCACGCUGCGCGUCAACGUCUUCGCGCGCGCCAAGCCCGAGGACAAGCUCGAGAUCGUCAAGUCGCUCCAGCGCCAGGGCUUCGUGAGCGCCAUGACGGGCGACGGCGUCAACGACGCGCCCGCGCUCAAGGAGGCGGACAUCGGCGUGUCCAUGGGCCUCGAGGGCACGGAGGUCGCCAAGGGCGCGUCCGACAUGAUCCUCACGGACGACAACUUCUGCUCCAUCGUCAAGGCCGUCGAGAAGGGCCGCGGCAUCUACAGUGGCAUCGAGAAGUUCGUGUCCUUCAUCAUGUCCGUCCACUUCGCGGAGGUCCUCCAGAUCUUCCUCUGCGUCGUCUCGGGCCUGCCGAUCAUGCGCGAGCCGCUCCAGAUCCUCUUCCUCGUCCUCGUCACGGACCUGCCGCCGGCCAUCGCUUUGGGCGUCGAGCCGCCGGAGAAGGGCCUCAUGGACAAGAAGCCGCGGCCCAAGGCCCAGCCCGUCAUCAUGCCCUGGAUGUGGAAGUGCAUCAUCGCGAACGGCAUGAUCAUGACCGCGGGCAUCACGGCGACCUACGUCGUCGCGCUCCACGCCUACGCGGGCACCUACCUCACGGAGAACAUCGACCGCAAGACGCGCGACUCCUGCGCGCGCACCGUCGCGUUCAUCGCCCUGGUCUGGGCCGAGAACAUCCGCGCCUACACCGCGCGGUCCUUCACGGAGCCCAUCUGGGUCAAGACGUUCUCGAACCCGACGAUGAACAAGGCCAUCGCGUCGGCCCAGGCCGCGCUUUGGUGCGCGCUCCUGGUGCCCGGCCUCUCCACGUCCGUCAUGGGCCUCUACCCCUUGGGGGACCCGGGCCUCAGCGGCAACUCGACGGACUCGAUCCAGUGGUGGGGCUGGGUCCUCGCGGCCGUCGGCGCCGUCGCCUGCGGCGCCGGCUGCGAGCUCUACAAGCUUUACAUCAAGCUCACCGUCGGCGACCCCCACGACACGGUCCCCGGCUACGAAACGGUGGCGGUCAAGCCCGCGCUCGAGCUCCCCUAG
Messenger RNA from Aureococcus anophagefferens, 3432 nucleotides. RefSeq lists its product as hypothetical. The record is from RefSeq and is a predicted model, not a curated record. The coding region runs from base 1 to 3432 and encodes 1143 amino acids. The transcript has 2 exons. Gene Ontology annotation, cellular component: membrane; intracellular membrane-bounded organelle. Gene Ontology annotation, molecular function: P-type calcium transporter activity; ATP hydrolysis activity; ATP binding. NCBI's taxonomy places the organism in Eukaryota, Pelagophyceae, Pelagomonadales, Pelagomonadaceae.